AUGUCGAAGGAUCCAGAGAAUGUCUACUCUGCCAGAAUCUAUGCCCUGAGCGCCAGCAUUUCAAAUCACUAUGGGCUACACGCGCAUCGAAUCAAAGAAGCAUUCGUGCAAUCAAUUCUGCAAACAAAACUUGAGCUACCGAAACAGUUGCGGAAUACCAAACGCAGGAAGGCUUUUGCCUUUAUGGCUGUCAUCUGCUUGAUUGGAAUAUCACUUUGCUUGCGGUCUAGUGAUCAUGAUUACAACUACUCUAGCCAUUUGGAAAAAGGGUCUAUUGAUACAAACGAAGCUUGUCCAGGAUUCACAAUUGACGGGGAAGCUGUUUGUUUGAACAAAAAUGUGACACUCAUCAUCCUCAUCUUGAGUAACUACAAAGAAGUUUUCAUCAGGAACCAAAUUCGGGAAACCUGGAAGCAUUCCGCCGAAUCUCAUCCAGAAAUCAAGUCGGCAUUCUUGUUGGGCAAGCCAGAAGACCAACAAUGGCAUUACUGGAUUGAAAAUGAGCAUACAAUUUUUGGCGACUUGAUCAUUGGCAAUUUCCCAGAUUAUCCAGAUUAUCCAGCGAUUAAAAUAGACUCUGCCCUCGAAUGGGCAGCUACCUACUGUCCCCAAGCCAAGUUGCUGAUGGAAGUCCCUGACCAUUUACGCAGGAAGGCAAUUCGAGAAACCUGGGCAUCCGAAGCCACAGACCAAGUAAAAGUCGCAUUUCUCACAGGAAAAGCAGAAGACCCCGUCGUCGAUUUUCAGCUGCAACAAGAACAUCGCAUACAUCAAGACAUAAUCAAAGUAAACUUCCUCGACGUAUACACAUCAUUAUCUCUCAAAUCAGCCUCAAUGCUUAACUGGGUCCACACUUUUUGCAAAAACGCGCAGUUUGCGAUAAAGGUCGACGAGGACAUGAUGGUGAAUGUCAAAAGAAUGUCAAGUUACUUCCAAGCUCAGGAAAAUGCUUCCAAAACAAUUUAUUGUCGAGUGAAGCCGGCAGGAAACAAGAUCAGAGCCUUCAUGUUCGCUGAUCUCCACAGAGACCGCAAAUCAAAAUACUUCGUACCCUCAUCCAUGUACCCCAACGAUGUGUACCCAGAAUACUGCGCAGGGCCAGCAUACGCAAUCACUUCCGACGCGAUAACCGAGCUUUGGCAUCAAGUGAUGGACGAGCAAUUCGUCUGGAUGGAGGACUUCCUCAUCACGGGCCUGGCGGCAGGGAACCUUGGGCUUCGACUCGUCGAUAACGACGACUUCGUUGCCCAAAGCCCAAAGAACCCGAGGCGGGAAGAGGUCCUGAAUUACUUGGUAUACUAUGGACGAAGUCACGAGUGCAUGCGUCUUCUGUGGAACGAACACGUCAAGGCUGAACGAAGGGGUUUCCUCCGAAAAGAUGCAAUUCGUGAAACUUGGGCAACGCAGGCAAAUGGGUCAGGAGUUGCAUACGCAUUUCUUAUCGGAAAUCCAAAUGACGAAUACUUGAAUGAAAAAUUAUUGAAGGAGCAUCAGAGAAACGAGGAUCUUAUACAAAGCAACUCGUACGACUCGUACGCAACUUUGACAAUCAAAUCGCUUACUCUCCUCCAAUGGGUCAGCACAUUCUGCAAACACGCAAAAUUCGUUUUGAAAGUUGACGACGAUGUGAUGGUCAACAUUCAAAACAUCUUGGAUUUUCUGAGAGUACAUGCAACCGCCACAAGAAUGAUCUUCUGCACUGUGCGACCAAUGGGUCAGCGCGUCAUCAGAGACAAUUUAAAGGCUUUUGAAUCACCAAACUCCGAGAGUUUAAAAAUCUCAGAAAUUUUCGAAAUCAAAAUCCGCAGAGAUCCGACUUCAAAGUACAACAUGCCGAAAUGGAUGUUUCCAGAGGAUAAGUUGCCAGCGUAUUGUCGCGGAGGCGCAUACGUAUUAACAGCCGACUCGAUAUCGCCUCUUUGGCACCAAGUCCGCCAAGAACAAUUCAUUCUGCUCGAGGAUCUUCUCGUCACAGGAAUCGCGGCUCCAAAAUGCGGCAUUCAAAAGAAGCACAACUUGAACUUUGUCCCUCCGAAGUCCAAAGACGACGGAAGAAAAGAGAUUGAGGGUUUCUUUUCGUAUUAUGCUCAAAGUCCGGAGAAUAUGAAGCUUUUGUGGAAAGUGCGUCAACAUGAUUUGCACCAACCCCUACUGCAUUCGACAAAGGUGGAAGGUGACCCAGCAGACCAGGAAAUGAAUUCCGUCACGACGCAAACUCCACAGAAUCGAGCGAAGGAGGAAAGAAAAAAACUCGUUACUCAGGGACCGAAACGAAUGGAGGCUUUUCAGAAAUCGCCCCGGGAUAUCUCAUUGCAUUUUCUUAAAACAAACCGAGCUCAUAAGGCAUUCACAACGUCUGUGAAGACACGAAUCUCGCGCAUUUUCUUGCAUAUUUUCAAGAUCUUGUUCGGAGAAAUUUCCAGCCAUAAGAAGCCCCAUCUCGUCGACACGCUUCUCGCAGAAUCCACGCAAAUUAUUUCGAUCACGCUUUACCCUUUCCGUCGGGAAAUCCUCGGAAAUCAUUUGGCACGCCUCAAAAUCGUCAGCUGUCCGGAAGACGAAUCGAGAGGACGAAGAAAAUCAGCGGCAAGACGAGGAGGCGAACAUUACCAGGGACACAGAGAAAUACGAGCUCCUCAAUCAACUUCCUUCCUACUUGACACGUUCACACUUCAUCUGCUCUCCAUUCUCGGUCGUCACGUGCCGAAAUUAAUGAACGCCAGUGACUCAACGAUG
This is a messenger RNA of Notodromas monacha, 2736 nucleotides long. The record is from the annotation of a GenBank genome assembly. Lineage: Eukaryota; Metazoa; Arthropoda; Ostracoda; Podocopida; Cyprididae.